GUCAACGUUCUGGCGGCGCACUGGCGGGCGGGCUCGUGCUGUGAUUGGUGCAUCUCUCGGGGAAGCGGGGACCUGGCCGGUGCGGUUGCUAUGACGGCAGGCGGUGGAGUCUCCGCCUUUCCGGGCGCCGCCAUCUUGUUGUUGAUUCGAACGGUUAGGAGCGGGCGAGGGGGCGCCAGGACCGAGCCGGAACCGGGGGUCCCAGCGCCGCGUCCCCCGGGCGGCAGGGAGAGCCCGUCCCGUUUCUUUCAGGCAUCUCUUUGGGAUGGAGAAGUCAUCUCUCAAGCUAGCUGAAGGCAAAACGGAGAGGCUUCCAGGGUCUUUUGUAUUCUCCCUCUUGUGGGCUGAAACCCCUUUGUUCUUCUGUGCAAAGUCACAGUAACAAGAUGGAGUUUGUAGCCACCAGAUCAGAACAAGACUAAUUCCUGGGAUUUCUCAGCCGUGGCUGUCUGCCUCUCGUGAAGCUGCCCCCUCCCAGCCCAUGCGGCUCUCCCCAUGCCCCAAGUGUGCAACUGGUGCCGAACGCAAUGUGUGUUUGUCAAACCAUGGAAGUGGGCAAGUAUGGCAAAAAUGCCAGUCGAGCCGGAGAGCGAGGGGUCCUGUUGGAGCCUUUCAUUCACCAGGUGGGCGGCCACAGCAGCAUGAUGCGCUACGAUGACCACACUGUUUGCAAGCCCCUCAUUUCCCGAGAACAGCGCUUCUAUGAGUCCCUGCCCCCGGAAAUGAAGGAGUUCACGCCUGAGUAUAAAGGUGUGGUGUCUGUCUGCUUUGAGGGAGACAGUGAUGGCUACAUUAACUUGGUAGCAUAUCCCUACGUGGAGAGCGAGGCCUUGGAGCAGGAUGACAUGCCAGAGAGGGACCAGCCUCGGCGUAAGCAUUCCCGCAGGAGCCUUCACAGAUCCAGCAGUGUCGGUGAGCACAAGGAGGAGAGACCCAGCCUGGCCAAUGACAACCCUGAGAGCAGCAUCCAAGAGACAAAGAGCCCCAAGGUGGAGCUGCACAUCCAUUCCGAUGUUCCGUUUCAGAUGCUGGAUGGGAACAGCGGCCUGAGCUCAGAAAAGAUCAGCUACAAUCCAUGGAGUCUGCGCUGCCACAAGCAGCAGCUGAGCCGCAUGCGAUCGGAGUCCAAGGACCGAAAGCUCUACAAGUUCCUUUUGCUGGAGAAUGUGGUGCACCAUUUCCGAUUUCCCUGUGUGCUUGACCUGAAGAUGGGGACCAGGCAGCAUGGAGAUGAUGCUUCUGAAGAGAAGGCUGCUCGGCAGAUGAAGAAGUGUGAACAGAGUACCUCAGCCACGCUGGGCGUGAGAGUCUGUGGAAUGCAGGUCUAUCAGCUGGACACAGGACAUUACUUAUGCAGAAAUAAGUACUACGGCCGUGGUCUCUCCAUCGAGGGGUUCCGUAAUGCUCUCUACCAGUACCUCCACAAUGGCCUAGAGUUGCGCAAGGACCUCUUUGAGCCCAUACUCGCCAAACUCCGGAGCCUGAAGGCUGUGCUGGAGAGGCAGGCAUCCUACCGCUUCUACUCCAGCUCCCUCCUCAUCAUUUAUGACGGGAAGGACAAUAGGGCAGGCAUGUUCAUGGAGCGCAGGGCAGAGAUGCGCCUAAAGCGAGUGGACACCUCUCUCCCAGAGAGCCUGCAGGAUGACAGCAGCACAGAGCCCAGCCCCUCCGCCCUGCCCAAGGUGGAUGUGCGCAUGAUUGACUUUGCACACAGCACGUUCAAAGGGUUUCGGGAUGACCCCACUGUGCAUGAUGGACCUGACAUGGGCUAUGUAUUCGGGCUGGAAAGCCUCAUCAAUAUAAUGGAACAGAUGCGGGAGGAGAACCAGUAGGCCUGGGCUGUGCCCGUUCAUUCCUACCCUGGUGGCGGGAGCAGGAAAAAGCAAACAACUUUGGUAUUCAGUGGUUCGCUUGCUCCCUUGUUUAUAACUGUCCCCUAGGCUGGAAGAGCUGUGUGAGGAGUGUGAAGAUAUCUGCCAUCCUGCUGCCCAUGUGGUUCUGACUCCACUGGCCUUACCUUCUGGAGGAGGCUCCCAGGGGCCCCACUGGAUGAUGGGCUCGCUGCUGUUGUGCAUCGAUCUCUUCAUUGUGUGUGCAUUCUGGAAGGAGGACCUGGCCACAGGGAAGGGAGGAGUAAGCCAGCCCUUCAGGGUGGAGAUGGGGGUUCCGACUGGAAUUCCACUGCCUCUGCUCCCCAGAAGUCCCAGCAGAGCCUUUGGUUUGAACCUCUUCUGUCAUUUGGAAAGGGCGUUCAUUGAAAUGAGCCAGAAAUAUCUAUGGGGGCUGAUGGGCACAGCACACUCAUGCUGUUUCCUAUGGUACCAGCUGUUCGUGCAGCUAGCCCUGCCCCAGGGGUGUGAUUGAUUUGAUUGGGGUGUUACUUUGUGAUACGACAUUUAUCUUCUCCAGUUUGGGCAUUGUGACAAAUCAUCCCAAAUGGGCAGGAAUAAAUGACCAAACAAAACCCAUUGCAGAGCUGCAGCAAUGGGUAAAUCACCAUGCCCAGUUGCUGUGGGGUCAGUCAGGGAGGCUUUGCUACCACCCCUCGCCACCAUCUGCAGCUGGCAGAGAAACUUAUGCAGGGCUGUAAGGGCAGGCCUGCCUGCUGGAGUUUCUCUUCCACCAAGGAUAAGCAUGAGGUUCCUGUGCGAUUGACCCUGCCUUGGUGCAUUGAUCCAAUGAGAGUUCAGCUAACUGGCCGGCAGUGGUGUUGACAGCAAGUGAAUUCACUCCCCAGCUCUUCCACUGGAGUAUAUCAAGCUAGUCCCAACCUCAGUGUUUGUAUAGCAUAGGCACAGCAGCUGGGAUGGACGUGUCUUCUGAGCCACAUCCAGACCUGGCACUGCAGCACGAGACUGUUGUCUUCUUUGACUCCUCCCAGGGCAAGGCUGACCCCUUCCACACUCUGGAAUAGUCCGUCAUACUCCCUGGGGUGGGAAAAGGGAAGUGGCUGAGGGGACGGGGUUUCAGCCUUAGCUUGGAAGGAUCCUAGUGGAGUUAAUGAGGAGGAAGAGUCUUAGCUGAACUGACAGAGGGCUUCAGGCUGUCCCCAUCAUGUUAUCUAUUGAGCCCCAUGCUGGAGUUACUCAUUCGCAGAAGUGCCCCUUCUGUGGGUGGAAGUGGCUGGCUGGCAUGGUGACCCCCAGCUGGAAGCACUGCCAUCACUACCUGGCCUACCCUCAGGGAGCUGAUAUCUGCUGGCUUGUGUUAGGGUUGGAUACAGCUAAACAUUGCUUGGCUAUGCUCUGCCCCUAUUCUCCACUCCCACUAGUGGAUCUCUGUGCUGGGGACUUGAAUGACAGCAGGGAAAAGAGGUGCUCUGAGCUAAAUGAAAGCAUCAGGUAAAUCAGCUACAUGAAAGCCUGAUCGAAGCUGUCCAGUCUCCAAGCUGAGGAUGGACACGGUGCCUGUGGCUCAGGGUAUUCUGUGUCAGAGGGAUUCUCCACCUAGAUGUUAUUUCCAUGACCCUGAGACUAGCUCUUCUAACCCAAACUGUCAUCUGCGGGCGAGGGGGCAUUGCCAUCUGCGGUUGCUGCAGAGAGUGCAGGAUUUGGGGCCGUUGGGUCUCAAUCCUGUUACUGCUAGUUGGGGGGAAGACAGGAGCAGUGCUUGAGUUUGUGCUAAAACUUAAGACUGCCCUGUCUCUUUACUACUCUUCUGAGCUUGGUUAAAGUCCAUGUCCCCCUCAAGCCUUGCAGAUGGGGGCUGGACUCUUGGCCAUGGCAUUAGCAUUUGUUAAGUUACUCCUCCCUCCACGUCCAUGAGCUCUUCCUCCCCAAGCAGCUGCUAAUGGGAUUUUCUCAGUGGCCAGGACACAGCAGUCAAAGGUGGGCUGCUGGAAGCAAUGCAGUUAUUUCCAUGGUUGAGGCAAAGAAGUCCAAGUUAGCUGGGCAGAAAUGCAUUGAGGUCCUUGUGCAUUGUGACCAAUCAAAUCCUAGUCAAGUGGCCUGCCUUCCUCACUGGCCCUGCUAUGGCAGGUAGCGUUAAUGCGAGGCAUUUCACACCAGGGAGGGGACUCGUCCACAUAUGGUCGCUUGGUCUUUCAGCAUUCCCAUUGUCCCCCAUUCUCGGUAUUGUUGAGGGAAGCGGGGAUAUGUGUCACAGCUCUCGUCUCUCCCAUUGGAUCCUGCACUGAAGUCCUAAUGCUGAGUGUGGCACCUCAGCCAUCCUGGUGAGGCUUGUACGUUGGCUUUGGUCCAGUACCAACCCUGUAUUACAUCCUGGAUCCAGGGUCACACCGACAUAGCUGGACUUGAGGGGAGAUCUUGUCUGUACACCAGUCUCCUCAGUCAUAGUGAGGUGUAUACACAGAUCACUAGCAACAUGGUGCGUUCCCUGUUUGGUUUCUUGUGAUUCCCCUUGCAAAGUAUCUUUGGACCAUCCUGACAAAAUUUCCAGAACUUGUAAAUAGCCUUGACAACGGAAUUGUUCUGCUUGUUGGAGGGGUUUUUAUUCUGUUUGUGCUUCAUGAAGAACCAAAAGAAAUGAAGGGUUUAGUUUUGCCAGUGCUGCAGUGUUACAUUUCUGCACAGCCUUGCUCAGCAGCAAUAACCCUUCCCAUCCAGCUGAGUGCAGUGAUAUGCAGGACAUGGCGUUGGAUGGGCUUCAGGCUGGGCCGGAGAUGAAUGCAAGUGCCUUGGACUUCUGGAGGCUUGAGUUGGUUAUCUGGCUUAGAGCACAAAUGGAAUGGCUGUUUUCCUGCUAAUCCCUCCUAGACACCAUCAACACACUCCUUGUCACCCUUGCCACAGCCUCCUUAAUACAGGCGUAACUGGAAUUGAGGUGCAUAGGCAGAGCUAGUUGUGGGACACUCCCGCAGAGCAUACAUGAUGGAAGUGAGGCACUUUCACGUCUGGCUGUCAAUCCAGGGCAAGUUAGUAACUUGAAGGCAGCCCAGUAGGCACGCUGCGUGGGCAGCCCUUGUAUCUUGGCACUUCUUUGAACCCAGAGCAACAUGGGGCAGUGGAAGUGACAAUAGAAAGGCUUCAAGUGGGAGCUGGCCAGGUCAGCACAUGAAGAAAGUCUUUUCCUCAGCUGCUCUUUGCAGUUAGACUUCUAGAUGAUUGCUCUGGACGAACAUGGAGCCGUUGCUGGAUUUUAUCUCCCUCUUGCUCUUGGAGAUACAGCAUAGAGCUCGAUGCUGGCUUUGCAAGCAGCUCUGGUUGAUAUUUCCAAGGCAGUAAACGUCUCCAAAAGUGAGACUUGCAGAUCCAUUGGCUCCUGGUAGCCUCACAGCUUGCCCUGCCUUGCAGAGAAGGGAAUGAAGUCAACUCCAGGUGUCUGCUUCUGCCCAGGGCUCCUACAGGAUGGUCUUGGCACCUUCUCUGUUAUGUGGAUGGGCUUUGUUGCUGGUUUGCAGAGAUUGUUACUUUACUAGUUUGGGUGAAACAAAGUUACUGUUAGGAACUGUAGCCCCAAGCAUGGCCAGGAUGAGAGCAUUUGCUGUUAACACUGUAGCAAGUGUCCUUUCCCUUCUGGGACCAGGAACCAGGAGUCUCUAGAUAGCCACUUCUUGAGCAAUGUGCCAGCCCCUGGCUACUACCUCUGUCUAGGUAAAUCCUCACAUUAGAUAAUUAUGUGGUUAGCAGAAUCCUCAUAGAGCUGAUCCUGUUUAAAAAUGGGUUCUGUAUUUUUCAUUGUGGAACUCCCCAGUCAUUCCCCAAAGCCAAAUGGUUCAGUAUUUCGUUGGUUUGACUUCAGAGAACAAAAGAAAAGGUGCUUUUCUCCCCUGCCCUGGGAAGCAGUGUUGUAACUGGUUAACCUACCACAAGGAGGUAGGAGUGAGUUGAUGUGAUGUAACCCUGACCUAAUUUCCCAAGUGAGUGCACCCUUAUGUUUAAAUGUAGAGGACUGGCUGACCUGGUCAUAAAUGCAGCUGCUUGGUGUUGGAGUGCAGGGUUACGGGGGUGCUUUUUGGACUGCCCUUUCCUAAAAAACUAUUUUGCAUGCAUUGUACACAGUCAAAUCCACUUCAGGUGUGUGCGCAUAAAUAGUCCUUCAGUCCUGUCAAGCAGCAUAACCUGUUUGCCUCCUUUCAGAGCUUGCGAACAUUUCACGCCCAGCAGCGUGAACUUCUGUAGUAGAAUAUAAACGCACUCUGUAGUUGCCUUCAUGUAGAAAGAUGGACCUGCUUGCAGCCUUUUGGAAUACAUAGCCAGUCAAUCUCUAGCAAUAGUAUGAUCUGCCAGCAUUGAGAGCAUGUGUAGGUCUAUUAUCAAUGCAAGGGUUUUUCUGCGUCUAGGUCCCUGGUCUUACAAACAUGGACAAAAGAGAACAAGACUGUUCUUCCGAUAAACACUCUGUGGUUGGGAGGGUAGCAGGGGCUUGUUUUAUUGCCUAAAGCCAUGAGGAUUUGGAUGGGUUGCUGCUGUCUUGGGGAAGAUGUUGGGGAGUCUUCCUCUUUUCCUGGCCUGGCCUGUAACUUGUCGUACCCUGUAACUUGUCAUUGGCAGCUCUUCUUGCUGUGUCAGUGGGAGUGGAGGCUACUUUCCCUAGCUAGCAGCUUUGAUGUUUGAGUUGGGCUGGUAAGUGUAAUCUCUGUAUAAGAACUAGCAGAUCUAAGGCUUUGAAGCCUUCCUGUGGAGAUGUUGAAAUCUGCGUAAAGUACACCUGGCUCCAAAGUGGGUAGCACAUUUUGUGCAGUUUCUGUGAAUUUGGCCCCUUACGUGUAGUGGCUCUUCUCAACUCUUGUGCUAGAGCAAAAGCCGCAGGGAGCCAGUUCCCUCAGUGCUGGAGAAGGGCAUGAAGGAGUUGACUCAUCAGCUGUAACUUGCUCAUUCCUGCACCCUAGCCUGUGAGACCUCAGGCUUGUGCCAAACAGCCCUGUCCCCACAGAGGACCAAACCGUGACUCAGGGCCCGCCUGCAUGCCUGCUGCUCCUGCAUGUGUUGUGUUAUGGGGCCAAUGGAGCAGCAGUAGCUGCUCGAGGAUGUUUGCCCAACCCAGAGCUAUGUUACCUAAUUCAUCAUAUAAAGCUGAUGAUCGAGAUAAUGUGGAGGUGCAGUCUGUAGAUGUGGCAGCUCCCCAGCAUGCACUGCUCCGUUGUGAUGCAAUCAGCCUGGUUGUACUUCUUGCUGUAUAGGCCAAACCUCCAUGUUAAAGCAGAGAGCAGUGGCAUUCUGACUUCCUGGAGGGGUGAUUGUUGAGAAUCCAGUCCUGCAACUUCCUCGUUUUAUGGUGGGCCCCAUCUCCUCAUUUCCCACUCCUGGACUCUGCCCAGAACAGAGUCACCCAAACCAGAAGUUCAGACUUCGAUGUUUGUAUUUGUACUGUUAUUGCAUGUUUAUCUCAGGAGCAAAAUGCUUGUGUACUUGAAAGGUCCAGGUGUGGAGGGAUCUGUGGCAAGUGUAGAAGGACUUGUUACUGGAGGAAGGGAGGGGGCCCUCUGAAGCAGAGAGCUUUAGCCCUCUCCUGCCCUGCAUCCCUUUGGCUUGUCUGGGAGGUAUGCAGCAUCAUAUUGUCUUUGAGCAUUUCCUGCAUAUUUUUUUGAAUUCUCUUUCAGCCCCACUUUACUGGGCCAAGUCAAGCUUAUGGGCAUGAAAAGUACCAGUACCUGUACUCCAGACGCUGCAACGUUACCUCUCCUGCUGUCUCUAAAGUCAUGUAUAUACAAAUAAAAGCAGUUAGAAAUUUA
Chelonia mydas (Green sea turtle) is the source of this 7633-nucleotide messenger RNA. RefSeq names its product inositol hexakisphosphate kinase 1 (gene IP6K1). Gene Ontology annotation, biological process: phosphatidylinositol phosphate biosynthetic process; inositol phosphate biosynthetic process. Gene Ontology annotation, molecular function: inositol hexakisphosphate kinase activity. The record is from RefSeq and is a predicted model, not a curated record. Lineage: Eukaryota; Metazoa; Chordata; Testudines; Cheloniidae. The transcript has 7 exons. The coding region runs from base 528 to 1832 and encodes 434 amino acids. Gene Ontology annotation, cellular component: nucleus; cytoplasm.